CGAUACUAUUCUUUGUAUUUAAUUGUACUUCAAACAGUAUUCGACUAUCCACGUCGCAAACUAUUAUUUCUGUAACUACAGCAUAAGCAUAUUCCCAAAUCGGCAUUGACGAUGCAGUGGCACUUAUUUCCCUUAUGCCUCGCAUUAGUCCUCCGAUCAGCGUACUCUAAUUCUCUCAGCGGUACGGUGGAAUUAAACGAAUACACUUUUGAUAAGAUCCUCAAAAAGUUUGAUGCUACGCUGGUGAAGUUUGAUGUGGCUUUCCCCUAUGGGGACAAGCACGAUGCAUACACCGCACUGGCCAAGGACGCGAAAGAGGAAGACGAUUUGCUGAUCGCCGAAGUGGGAGUGAAAGAUUACGGAGACAAGGAUAACGAAGCGUUGGCGAAGAAGUACGGUGCUACGAAAGACAAUUUCCCGGUAGUGAAGCUAUUUUUAAAGGGGAAGAAGGAGCCAGUCACUUUCAACUCGGAGAAAGAGUUUACCAGCGACGAGCUUCGUCGUUUCGUGCGGGAACACACCGGGGUACACCUGAGCCUGCCAGGAUGCGUGCGGAGCCUUGAUAAGCUGGCCGUCAAGUUUAUGAAGGCUGACAAUGAAGACAGGAAGAAGAUUCUUAAAGAUGGAGAAGAUACCUUCAAAAAAUUACCUAGCAAACAAGCUAACUCUGGAAAGAUCUACAAGACAAUCAUGGAGAAGAUAAUCGAAAAAGGCGAUGGGUUUGUCAAGACAGAACAUGAGAGAGUCACCAAACUUCUCAGCGGCAAGCUCUCCGAGGAGAAAAAGAAGGAAAUGGGACAGAGAAUCAACAUUCUCCAGACAUUCCAGUUGCAUGACACCAAAGGAGAAAAAGAAGAGCUGUGAUUUUAAUAAUAUUUAAAUUACACUUAAAUUUCUACUAUUGUUCCCUCUUUGUAUAAAUGAGAUUGGAGUAACAAGA
Leguminivora glycinivorella is the source of this 940-nucleotide messenger RNA. RefSeq names its product endoplasmic reticulum resident protein 29-like. Bases 112 to 864 code for a protein of 250 amino acids. The record is from RefSeq and is a predicted model, not a curated record. Gene Ontology annotation, cellular component: endoplasmic reticulum lumen; endoplasmic reticulum. The transcript has 2 exons. NCBI's taxonomy places the organism in Eukaryota, Metazoa, Arthropoda, Insecta, Lepidoptera, Tortricidae. Gene Ontology annotation, biological process: protein secretion.